GCCAUUGUACAAAGUACAGAUUCCUAGGCGAGACGUCAAAAACCUGUCAGUACUUGAGAACUGCUGGUAAAAGGUAGUUGAAGGGGCAUUUGAAGUGAAUGUGGUUUGGUUGAUUCAAUAUGAAAAACCCAUCUGAACGUACAUUGGUUGUCAUCGGCAACCUUGGAGCUAUAUCAUGGGCUGCCCUGGAAGGAGGCGAAGAGAAGCCCCUGGGGACCACCAGACUCUGGGUUACUACAGGCACCAUCUCAGGACGCCCCCUCUCUGUGGUAAACAUGCCUGGUGCAGUAACCACCACCCAGAGCCAGGGGGUGCUACAGGACUGGGCUAUGGAGUGUCUGUCCCUGUCUGAGUGUUCCAAGGGGAUCCACUCUUUCCUCCUGGUGGCGCCGUUGGGUCGUCUCACAGAGCAGGAGAGAAGAGGGGCUCAAUGCAUCCGAAGGAUGUUCGGAGAGAGGGCCCAUGGCUUCACUCAGGUCCUCUUUACCUACGAGCUGGAGCAGAAGGAUAGUCUUGAGGAUCUACUGAAGGAGAGAGAGGCCAAGAGGCUGAUUGAGGAGUGCGGGGGACGUUUUCACGUCUGCCCAAAGAGCAUUGGUGAAGAGCUGGAAGUCACAGGGUUACUGGGGAAGGUCGACUCCAUUUUGGAUCAGGGCACAGACCCCUGCUACACCGUGGAGAUGCACCAAGAAGCUCAACCGCUAUUGGUGGAGUUUAGGGAGCAGCUUAAGGGCCUAUUGGAUGGCUUUAUCAGACUUAAGGAAAGGAUCAAUGAAAGGGAGAUAAUGCAAGUGAAUGUGGAGAAUUUGGAACACAGGAUCUUCAGAGAGAAGCUAGCGAGGCUUCAAGAUGAGCUCUUGUUGAAGCAGAUGGAGAAAGAAAGAGACAGUGGCAUGGAGGACGAGGCGCUAAGCUUUAUAUAUGAGUUGGACAGGUUAGUUGACAAGCUUGCCCUAAAAAGAGUGAGAGCAGUCGAGGAGGACCAUAAGAGCAGAGAGGACGUGCAGAGGUUUAGGGAGGAGUUGGGGAGGAUGGUGGAUGAAAUGGUUACCAAUCAGAAACACAAGCAUAGACAGAUGUGUCGGGAGAAGGGAGAAGAAGAGUGGGAGCUUCAGAACUUCAGGGAACAGCUAGAAAGACUGGAAAACAACAUGAAAAAGACAGAGAAGAGAGGGGACAGGAAAGAGACGGGAGGGAAGGAGUUUGUGAAGGGGACAGGAAAGAGACGGGAGGGAAGGAGUUUGUGAAGGGGACAGGAAAGAGACGGGAGGGAAGGAGUUUGUGAAGGGGACAGGAAAGAGACGGGAGGGAAGGAGUUUGUGAAGGGGACAGGAAAGAGACGGGAGGGAAGGAGUUUGUGAAGGGGGCAGGUAAGAGAAGGGAGAAGGAGUUUGUGAAUGGGGCAGGAAAGGGGGAUGAGGGAGAGAGAGAUUCCAGAGGGAAGCACGGAGGGAGGGUUUGACAUGGGUCAACAGUUUAAAGGAAUGAUGCAGAACUUGGGGAAUAUCGGGAAUAUCAGGAAAAAGAGGAGAAGAGCUUGGAGGAAAGGAACAUGUGAUUAAAAGGGUGCUGGAAAUUAUCUAUAGUUUCUAGCUAUUGGCUACAUUAAUUUAAUACAUUAUUUUUUAUGGAUGACAUUCUAUGAUGCAUUUUAAACAAAUCAAUGAAUGUUGAUGAUAUUGUGUGUCAGGUUGUUGCAUGAUAAACUGUUAAAUAUUUGUCAUCAUAGGACUAGAGAAUAAACGAAUAACUUUA
Molecule: messenger RNA, 1755 nt
Organism: Oncorhynchus gorbuscha (pink salmon)
Lineage: Eukaryota; Metazoa; Chordata; Actinopteri; Salmoniformes; Salmonidae
Product: GTPase IMAP family member 4-like
Exons: 3
Coding region: 120-1247 (375 amino acids)
Molecular function (GO): GTP binding
Source: RefSeq, a predicted model, not a curated record